Molecule: messenger RNA, 291 nt
Organism: Cooperia oncophora
Lineage: Eukaryota; Metazoa; Nematoda; Chromadorea; Rhabditida; Trichostrongylidae
Source: the annotation of a GenBank genome assembly
AUGCUUGUGGAAAUCCCACCCAAAAUGAGCGUAUCCGGCUUUAUGGGAUAUCUGAAAGGGAAAAGCAGUCUGAUGCUUUACGAGCAGUUUGGGGAUUUGAAAUUCAAAUACAGAAACAGGGAGUUCUGGUGCCGAGGGUACUAUGUCGAUACGGAUAAAAUUGAAAAGGACUGCGAAGAAUCUAUUGAAGCAUGCAACCUGGCUGCCAGGAGGUUUACGGAUAAUGGCGCAUUACUUGACUCCAUGCUUGAACCUUAUGCGGAUAUGUUAAGUAAAAUCGGUAACAAUUAA